This is a messenger RNA of Symbiodinium sp. CCMP2592, 8886 nucleotides long. The record is from the annotation of a GenBank genome assembly. NCBI's taxonomy places the organism in Eukaryota, Dinophyceae, Suessiales, Symbiodiniaceae.
AUGCAGGCCAACCCCGAUAAAAGUACCUUUAUCAUCGGUGCCAGAGGACAGCAAGCACGCAAGUGGGUGAAACGCUGGGUCCGCAAGGACUCCGACGGUCGCAAGCAGUUCCAUUUUGGAGGUGCCAAACAAGAUAGAGUCCCCGUGGCCAGUCAACUUACCUAUCUUGGAGUUGUUCUCUCUUAUCGGAAUUUCGAGCUGGCGACUGCUAACCAUAGGAUAGGGGUAGCCGCAGGUCAUCGUGAUCGGCUCCGCCGAAUUUUGCAUGCCAGACGUGUGCUCAGCGUGGGGCAUCGCCUCCGAUUGUGGCGCAUUAUGGUGCAGACGUCGCAGUUAUAUGCUGUUGAGGCUGUUGGCCUGACCACUGAGACGGCCAAACUUCUUCACAUCCAGACUAUGCGGCAUAUGCGGGCAAUCAUUGGCUCUGCCAGGCACGUGGAUGGGGAUUCGGAUCAGCUUUUCAUGCUUAAGCAUUGCAUCCCUGAUUGUGUAGAGCUGGUUAAGACAAAGUGCGACGCUUUUUGCCAACGACUGGCACGAACAGAGCUUGAGACCCCUUGCUUUGGUGCCGAGGGCAUUUUGCAAUGGGCACAGUUUGUGCGGGACUCCCUGCCGCCACCCUACAUUGCUAAGCCUCGGUCUCAGCCAACUCCUGCAUCUUCGACCUCUGUCCCCAACCCCGUCCCUGAGGAUUCGGCACCCGGUGCUCAUCCUGAGCCCGUACCUCUGCCUCCGCUGUCCAGUGAGCGUGCUACUGCUGGUGCAAUCGUUGCUUCUGCACCCUCUGCUCCUACGAUGGCUCCGUCCUCGGGACCACCUGCACCUUAUCAACCCGAGAACGGCUUCUCCUGCGAGAUCUGUCAUCAGGUCUUCCAUACCCUGCACGAUCUCAAGACACAUGAGGGCAAGGCUCACAAGAAGGUCCGGGAUAAAAUUGCACAGGUUCAGCACACUGAGCAUGGCUACAACGGUUUUCCCAUAUGCAGGCACUGUGGUGACAAAUUCUCCAAAUGGAGUGCGCUUACAAGGCAUGUUACCAGGCAGGGCUGCCCUGCCCUUGAACUUGGUGAGCCGGAAGCAUAUGCAAAGUCGCAGGCUGAGGCUAUGGUGCUGCCCCACGUGCAAAGGCCACACAUUAUCCAAGCCAUACGUGAAAAUGGCUGGGAGUCGCUCUUGACCAAAGCUGAUCUGUGUGUCGACCUCAAGCAACGGUGUGCCUUGUGCUAUCAAUGGGUCGAUCCAGUGCUCCAAGAGAAGCAGCUAUGGGGGCAUCUUCUGCCCUCUCUGGAGGAGGCGGCUCACGAUUGGCAAAUGGGUCACGACGACAGCAAAGGGGACAAGCCAUCGGAGACAAAGCCGAAGGACCUGAACAAGCGCCGUCGCACAAACGACAAUCCAGGCUCCAGUUCGGACAAGCACGAUCGCAAGGGCAAAGGCAAGGGCAAGGGCAAGGCCAAAUCCUCGAAGGAUGCAAGCAAGAUGGAACUGAAGGAGGCGGUUCAGCUUAUGGCGGCCAUGACACUGCAGCUAGUGGAUCAGGCGAGCAGGGUUCAGCUGGACACAAGCUUUCUACUUACCAUGAAGAACGAGCAGGGUCCGGAAAAUCUGUUACCCAUCAUGUACAAGGUGUGGAAAGCCUGGAAAACCAUGCAAGAACAAGAACCAAGCAAGCUGGACAAACCUCUUCGUUGCAGUAUGAUGAUCUCCAUGCUUCUGGAAAUCAAGGCCAGAGCCAAAAAGCUACUGGACGACUCCGAGCAGCAGGAACGCAUGAAGGCUCUCGAGUGGAUCGACUCCGAGGGUCGAUGGGUCUAUCGCAAAUGGUCUCCCACUCAGGAGGCUCUGUACCUGGAUCAGUCCAGGAAGCCGAUUCCUCAAACAGUAUUUAUCGAGCAGCUGGAUCAAGCCAUGACUUUGCUUGUACGUCCGGAAAACAUGCCGAGAUUUCAGUCGAGGGAAUUGGCUCCAGAGAUGAAGGGCUACGCGGUGACCUUUCAUGUGGACAUUGGGCUCCGCUCGGAAGCAGAGCCUCUGUGGCAGAUCUUCAACACAUGGGUGGACCUCCAGGCUUGGGUGUUGGGGGCGGUGAGAAUUCGGCCCCAUCGGCUGAAGCGGCCGCCCGCGGCCGAUCGCCUAUCGGUCUGGCUUGGCAAUCACUGUGCCAAUCCUUUCAUGAAAGCGCUUGCUGCACUACAAGGCUUAAGCUUCUCUCGUGAUUAUGGCCUCUUCAACAUGCUCUCUUGGAGGUCGCUGUUUAUGGGGUGGAGCAGGCCGAAUCAACAGCAUGAUGCGACCGAAUUCCUUCUUCAUCUGCUGCGCCAGGGGUCUGAUGCUCCCUGGGUGAGCCGCUGGCUGGCUGGUACGCAACUAGGCGACCGCUUCGAGGUUGAGGAUUCGGGCUCCAAUGUCAUCUUGAUGCCAAUUGCAGGUGCUGGCGAUGCUGAGAGAUGCACUCUCCAAGAGUGUAUCACCGCUUGGCAUACGAAAUCUUCGCAACUCUGGGAGGGCAAAACAUGUCUUUAUUGCAUCAGUGAGUUUGAGACUCAUGAACCGCUCCGACUUGUCGAUUCACUUUGUGAUUUGAUCUCAAUCAGCAUGGCCGCGCUCGCCCUCUCAAGCAACAGAAGGGGCUGGCAAUCUGAGAUUCUUCGGCCGGAGCCUCCCUUGCGAAUCAACCUUGUGCACCUGCUUGGGGCCACGGCUCCCGGGGCUCGGUGCAUUCUGCUCGCCGGCGCCUGGCUCUUGCUUACAACCGUCCUUGACAUGAGUGACUCCGCUCGCCAGGUCGAUGAGCUUCUCCGCACCAUUGAUCUUACAGAUGCCGGGGGGAUUGAGGAUCAAGAAGCUGGUUCAGUCGUGCCAGAGUCUGACCAGAACAUUCCUGCUGCACCAAGCUUAGAUCAAGAGAUUCCGGACAACCAGCUGUUGUCAUUUCUUGAAGAUGAUGAGGUGUGGGACGGCCGAUCCCUUAGCGCCCCUGACCUUUCUUGUGCUGCUGAAAUUUCUGAAUUGGAGAGGGAGUGGUACUUGAUUGCGGGGUCGUUCGGGGCAGCCGCUGCAGAGUGUGCGCCUAGUGAGCAGUCACCACCGAGCUUGGAGCCAGAGCAAACUCUGGCAGUCCCGGCCCUGGACAGCAUCGCCGAGGACCAGUUGCAGCAGAGUGCCGUGGGGCAUAUCCAUAAGAGGCUCCGCUUGGAAGCCCCACUCCUCCCGUGGGAGACACAACCGUUUGCCGCAAUCUUCGGGGGCCCAUCUUGGCAUGACACCUUGCAGCGCCGGAUCAAUUUGGAUCUAAUGCCUGGGGUAGGUAGUGCCGACGUCCUUAAGCCUGCCGUGCCUAAGGUUCCUGCCCCUAAGCCCCAGAUCGUAGCAGCGUCACUUGCGAACCGUCUUCACCGCUUCCGGCCGGAGGCUUCAGACGAAGAUAUUCGCAAUCUUGCCUUAGCCAAGCUCAAGGUAUUGAUUACUAGUGACCCUCUGGCCAGUGAGCUGGGUAAGUCCUUGAUUGAUAAGCUGGGAGGUCUGGUGCAAGAGGCUGUGGUAGCUCAGUCCUUUGCAGAUGCUUUCCGUGCCAAGGCAUCAUCCACGCUCAAUGGGCAUGCUUGUGCGCUUACACGGUUCAGCGCGUGGUGUGCUUGCCAGGCGGCAGAACCGCUUCGAGUUGAUGAGGAGCAGCUAUAUGCGUACUUGUGUGAAAUGCGGUCCUCCAACCGGGGGGCUACUUCGGGAAACAAGUUUUUGCAGUCGCUGACUUUCUUGGAGUACUCCGUUGGAUUGAUCUUCUUUUCAACUGAUGUGGCAGUAUCUGCGAGGGUUCGGGGCGUAGCUCGUGACAUGGCCCUCACCAAGGCUCCGCUGUCUCAGAGGCCCCCACUCACUGUGGAACAGGUUGCGGCACUUGAGGCCCUACUUGUUAACGACCUGAAUGAUACCGACGCCUGUGUGCUGGGCCAGAUACUCUUUGCUGUCCACUCUGCCGGCAGGUGGAGGGAUAUCCAGGGGUUGCAGUCCGUGGAUGUCUCCGAAGGUUCUGAGACCACCCUGUUGCUUGCAAAUGGCCUGAAGAGCAAGACCACCCAAACGGCUGAGGCGCAAAGGAGGCUCUUGCCGUACGUCGCAAUCUCCACUGGUGUCUCGGGUUAUGACUGGGGUGACCGGUGGCUCACCGCCCGCAGGAACGAGGGCCUUCAGUGGGGAGGCGACUUCUGUCUCCCUUCGUUCUCCUUGAGGCUGGGGCAGUGGAGCACGGAGGGAUCGUUCAAUCCAGAUUUGCCACCGGCCCGCCGGGUGGAGCACCUCGCCGAGGCCAUCAUGGUAGGGAGCUCGCAGGCGUCCAACUUGGGGCAGCACGCCCCAGCCGGGGAGGAUAGUGCCUCCUCCGACGAUUCCGACGCGGGGAUCCCAGAAGGUCACGGCGGGCGGCAGGCCGCAGACUUGGUUCGGGGGGCGUUCCCGGAUCAGUUCCUUCAGGACAUCGUGGUGCACAGGUUCUCGGGCAUAUCGCAUGUUGUUAAGGACUCCGGCAUGCUUUGGUGCCAUCGGCCUGUAAGUUCGAACUACACGCCACUGUCCGAAGCCGGCGUUGCUGCUGAGUUCCCUACUGCAUGCCAUCAGUGCUCGAGAGCCCUGGGCCUGGGGGACGACCCAAACGAUGCGCUACCUUUGGAGCCGGGACAGCGAGCGUUGGCAUGUCUCGACUCUUCUGCUUACUUCCUCGAGCGGCUCGCGAAGGUUGGCUUGUCAAAUGAGCUGAGGGACGCGCUGGCCCGAGCCGGGUACACGACCUUUGGGGCUCUUGCCUUUGCGGUCUCCUCGACCCCGGGUGCAGCUAGCGAUGAGGCCGUCUCCCGGUGGGCGCAGCACCUUGCAGAUCCGCUACCGAGUGAGCACCAAAUGUCAGUGUUGCGCCGCUUGCUCUUCGAAGCGCAGUCAAUGUCGAUUGCCGAGAUGCGUGACCGGGUAAAUCAGGCGCCAGGCGAGGCUCCCACUCGCAAGCUGCCAAUGAUAGAGCGGGCUGAAAGGCUCAAAGCCCUGCGUCGAAAGCUGCCUGGACUUAUCUUGACCCCGGACACUCUGCCAGCAAACCGCUUAGUGGAUAACUACGUUGACCAGCUUGAUUCGGGUGUGCUCAGCUACGUCAAGCCAGACGCGUGCAUCAGCCGAGCACAGGAGAUGGAUUCCAACAAGAGGGAUCCGACCUUGCAGGUACAGGGAAAUGAGCUGAAGCUUGCCGCCAAGCAAGUGGAGCUGAGGUGCUCCAUCAGCACUGACAUGCAGUUGAGGCAAGCUUGGACUCGGAGGUCUCUUGCAAUGGAGCUUGCGCAGCUGGCCUCUUACACCGUGCUAGAAACCUGGGUUCAAAGCCUGUUCUCGAGGAUGCAGCGGGAGCCUCCUGCGGGGUAUCACUCAGUCUCGCUCUCUCAGGUUAUGGCUGCAGACCGGGAGCUGUUUCAGCUGUUGUCGCACAACCUUAUGGGGCAGAUCCAGGCGUCGGCUGGCGCUGCUCGACCCCUAGAUCUGGAGAUCGAAAGCUUAAGCAAGAGCACUGACGUGCUUGUGCACUUGCUGCCGCUUGUGAAGCCUCCUCCGAUGCCUCACCCGACAAAGCGACCUCAUCCCGGGGCCGCGUCUCCCAAUCCAAUUUUGGCUGAGGGCCUCAGUGGCCCCGAAACACAGGAUGCCGAGAGCUUCGCGCUGAACCUCCUGGCGAAGGCCGAGAUCCCUGCAUCUUCUGUGGCUCAAUUGUCAUUCCUUUUGCCAUGCGAUUCCAGUGUUCGGCCGUCAAGCGGCCCCAAUGCCUUCCUUUUCAGCUGUGGUGCUUAUGUCCACGGGGGUGUCACGGGUACUUUUGCUAAUACUCGAACCCUGCCUGCAUGCACCCAGCUCCUUGCGCGUUUUGCAAAGCAGUUCGUCGGGGACUCUUUUCCAUUUACAUCCCUUGUGCUCCUCCGGGACAACCUCACUCGCAUGCAUCGUGAUCGUAAUAAUACCGGCCUUAGCGCGUUGAUCCGAUGCUCAGAUUUUGAGGGUGGAGGUCUAUGGGUUGCCGACCCCAAGGGCUCCUCGCCCAUGCAUUUCGAAGGCAAGGUGCAUCAGGGCUCCACUCGGGAGCUUGACCGCUGCCUGUACUUUGAUCCGCGUCACCUGCAUUGCACCUUACCAUGGUCCGAGGGUCCUCGAAUUGUCCUUGCAGCCUACUCAGUUCGAGAUGCUUGUAAACUCCCACAGGCCGAUGCUGACUUGCUGCUCAAGCUUGGAUUCGUUCGGGGCCCGGGCAAAGUUGAAGUGCCUUCGACUGUGGACUUGCAGCCCAAUACCCAGGCUUCCCCUAGUGGUUUAGGCCCUGCUUGCAGUCUCCCUUUGGGUGUUGGCGAGCCAACUUCUACGAGCCCAGCAAAGCUGGAUCCGCCUGCCCAGCGACCCUUGUUCAUCGAGCUCUUCGCUGGAUCCGCAGGCCUGUCUCGGGCCAUGCUCGACUUUGGGUUCGAAGUCGUUACUUUCGAUCAUUACGUCAACCACCCUAAGGCCCCGGUCUGUAAGCUGGAUUUGGCAACUGCCUCUGGUCAAUCGGUUGUCUGGGAUCUUCUUCAAGCCCGAGUGCCCUUUGCCGUACAUCUCGCGCCUCCGAUUCUUGCUGGCCAUGAGGCCCUUUUGGAGUUCUGUUGUGACAUCGUCGGCUGGUGCACCCAACAUGAUGUCGUCGUGUCCCUUGAACAGCCUGACCGAAGUGAAAGCUGGGCCCUGCUCACGUCGAUGGCUCGAUCGCGUCUCCCAGCCGCGAGCCUGUCCAAAUGGGCUGGCCUCCAGAAGAUCGUGUACCCCCUCUGUAUGCACGGGGGGUCGAGCCGGGCCCUGUCUCGUCUCCUUUGUACGGCUCGGGUUUUUGACACUCUGGCUGUUGCUUGCGACGGCAAGCAUUGGCAUGGUCCGCGCCCCGGACCUUGGGCUGCGCCUGCAGCCUACCCGCCGGUCCUCUGCCAUCGCCUAGCCGGCUGCCUGCUCCAGUGUGCCAAGGUCUUAGAGCUCAAGAGGAAAUUGGCGAUUGCUAAGGCUGAAAUUCUUGUCAAAAAGCUCAGCUGCUCUGAGAAGGCUAGGCACAAUGCCCUACCGGAUCAUAUGAAGAAGGUGCUUGAAAGCAAGAAUCUUUCUCUCUUCGAGGCGCUCCUCAAGGAACAUGCUUACUGGGACAUGGGGGUAGUCCAGCUCAUGGAACAGGGAGUGGACCUUGUUGGGUUUCAGGACACCCCUUCUUGCUAUCCCCAAAAGAUUGCUCCUGCCACCAUGUCGAGGGACGAGUUCCUUGACUCCGCCGAAUGGAGGCGGCGGGCUCUCACAACACCCGGCGCCAGGGCUCCGGAUGCAGGGCAGCUCGCCCACCUUGAGCAGACAUGCAAGGAAGAGGUAGACCUUGGGUUCAUGCUGGGACCCUACACGGAGGAUCAAGUGUCCCGGCUGUUCGGCCACACUCGCUGGUCGUGCAUCCGGCGGUUCGUCUUGGAGCAGAAGCCAGGGAAACUUCGGCCCAUAGAUGACGCAAAGGAAGCCCUUGUGAACAGCGCCAGCACCUCAACGAUGCGACUCGAGCUCGAGGACGCCGACUACCUGUCUGCUAUGGCUCUCGAGGUUGCCCGACGCAUCCUGGCAGACCCUUCCAAACCCGGUGCGGUGCCAUGGGUAGCCAGGUGUCUUGACUUGACGAAAGCCUACAAACAGAUGUGUGUCUCGGAGCGUGACCUGCCGGUCUCGGUGGUCUUCUUUCUUGAUGGACAGGGCAAGCCCAGGUACUACGUGAGCCACUCGCUGUUAUUCGGAUGCACAUCGUCAGUAUUUGCAUUCAACAGGGUGUCCAAAGCAAUCUCCUUCCUGUUGAACCGAAUGUUGCUUGUGCCAAGCUCCGUGUUCUACGACGACUUUCCUCUUCUGUCACCGAACAACACAAGUGACAGCGCAACGUGGGCCACAACCGCACUGCUUGAUCUUCUGGGCUGGGGUCACGCCCGCGUGGGCAAGGACGCUAAAGGCGUUCCGUUUGCGGCAAGCUUCGAGGUCCUUGGGAUGUCGAUGCAACUUGAUGGUGUUCACCGUGGACGCCUGACCCUUCAGAACAAAGCCGGACGUAUCGAGCAGCUCGUGGCCUUGUUUCAGGGAUUUCUUGACAGGGGUGCCAUCACGGUGCACGAGGCACAAGUCGCCCAUGGACUCUUGAACUUCUCUGCAGGCUAUGUGAAUGGUCGGGCCUUACGCUUAACAUGCCAGGAGCUCCUUCGCUUGACAAAGGCUUCGAGCCCCGCCUCUUCGAAGGCGAUCCGCAGCUUCUGCGUCAACAGCAUUGAAGCCCUCCGUGCACUUAGCCCUCGCGUGCUCAGUGUGUGGGACAGCCGAGCCCCGAUACACAUCUUCACGGACGGUGCGUGGGAGCAGCGCCGAGCCGGAAUCGGUGCCGUCAUCUUUGACACAGCUUCCGGCAAGUCGUGGACUUAUGAGGGUCUCGUCCCAGAACCGCUCAUCCUCCGAUGGGAGGCCGAGGUCGGGACUCAGCUCAUUUGCCAGAUCGAGUUGUACGCGGUGGUAUGCUUGAGGUGGGCCCUGGCUUCCACCUUUGACCACAGGCGCUUGAUUUGGUGGAUCGAUAACGAAUCGGCACGAUAUGGUCUGAUCAAAGGCAUUUCGGAUAGUCCUUCGAUGUCAUCCUUGAUUCAGUCUUUUGCGAUUGCAGACUCCAAGGCACCAUCGUACAGUUGGUACGAAAGGGUCCCAUCUUUCUCUAACAUCGCAGAUGGCCCGAGCAGGGGUGAUUCAUCAGAGGCCCUGGCCGUCUGCACCGACAAGGUGGGAAACGACUACCCGCUUGACCAAAGCCUCACCCGGAGGCUCUUGUCUUCUUGA